CUAAAGGGACAAAUUGAACUGCACCAGCGAAGAAAGAAAACACCCCCUCUCAAUCCCACCGAGGUGCCGCGCCGCCAGGGAACAGGUAUUAAUUAAGAAUUGGUCAGCAAGUGGGAGUGAUUCGCUUCCAUUAGGGCAUCUAUUGCCCCCUCCUCAAAUUCCGACGUCUUCCUCUCGCCAGCCAUCGCCCCCCCUGAAUCUCGUCUCGGGGGCCAUUUUCGAGGCAUCAUCUAGCCUAUUGGGCCCGCGCACCAUUGUACCGAAUCCUCCCCGCGAUUGAACUCAGCCACCGAGGCCCAGCGCUGCUCAACCCACCCGUUCGCCUGGCUUUAACGAAAAGAAAAAUUAGCUGCCACCGCACACACGAUCAUGACCAAGUGAUCGCAAAUCCCUUUCAUCAUAAGGCCGUGGUCGUGACGGCAGCCUACCGUACCCGCUUCACACAUCACCAGACUCUCUCCCAGUUCGCGCGACUUCUACUUACUCAAUUCCUUUUCUGAGCCAUCCUCGCCACCAAUAUCGCUGCAUUCUUACACCAUCAUCUUCUUAUAUCUAAACGGAAAGAAAAGAGAAGGGAGUAAUAAAUAACUCAUUUUCCGCACCCCUCUUUCGCGUCAUCUUACAUUAUCACCGCUCUUUGGAUCACAGCAUCGCCAGGCGUGCCUUAUCUACCGCCACUAAGAACACCAGAGAGAUAGGGCUCCUUGCCCGCCCGACCAGCAUCCCCCCACCUUACCCUACACAUUUCACAUGAAUCGCUCAUCUUCCUCAAUUCACAACUCACAGCCGACCUCUUCUCCCGCCUUGACGCAUUCUCCAGUUUCACAGGAUGACGCUGCUUCGAUAACAAGACUCGCGGAGGACACGGCUCACCUCACCGUGAAUGGUGCUGCCGUGCCCGCCGCCGCCGCCACCCCUGCUCAUCACCAGCUCCCUGCGCCUGUCGCCAAAAAGCCCAAAAUGACACACCGUCUUACUCGAAUGUUCUCUCGUACCGAGCAAAGCCAUAUCGACGCCGCCAAAGCAGAACAUCUCAAGUCCUCGUCCCCCCUGCCCGAUGUUCCUUCAGACGCCCUCAACGGUCACUCCAACCGACCUCUGCCAGCCAGAACCUCUUCCGGUGAUCAGAAAGACAAGAAGAUGACAAUCCUCCAGACCGCAAAGGAGAAGACAAAGGGUGAGCCGCCCUUCGACCCGGCCCAUGCUCAAUUUAAGAGGUUUGACCUACAUGAGGAUGGUACACAUGAUCAUCAUCUCAAGUCCGCCAAACGGCAGGAGAAGUUGACGGACAUGCUCCGCGAAAUGCUGGGCGGCAAAAAGAAGGAUGCGGACGGGGACCAACAACUGUCCCUUAUGUCCUCGUGGGUCGACCAGCUGAGAUCAGAGAAGGAUGCCUUGGCUGGUGACAAGAAGGGCGGUCCUAACGCUACCGCCAACCUGGUUGAAAAGUACGGCAAAUGCCAGGAAAUCGUCGGUCGCGGCGCAUUCGGCAUCGUACGGAUAUCGCACAAGCCCGAUCCUAAUAGCAUCAGUGGAGAAUCGUUGUACGCCGUCAAGGAAUUCCGUCGCCGACCACAGGAAACAGCGAAGAAGUACCAGAAACGGCUGACCAGCGAAUUUUGUAUAUCAUCGUCACUACGACACCCGAACAUAAUACACACCCUCGAUCUCCUCCAAGAUUCAAAAGGGGAUUAUUGCGAAGUCAUGGAGUACUGUGCCGGAGGCGACCUCUAUACCCUAAUUCUUGCCGCUGGUCAAUUACAGGUCUUGGAGUCCGACUGCUUUUUCAAGCAGUUGAUGCGUGGCGUUGAAUACAUGCAUGAGAUGGGUGUCGCCCAUCGAGACCUGAAGCCCGAGAACUUAUUGCUCACUACACACGGUGCUUUGAAAAUCACCGACUUUGGAAACGGCGAAUGUUUCCGAAUGGCUUGGGAAAAGGAGGCUCACAUGACGGCCGGACUGUGCGGAAGCGCCCCUUAUAUCGCUCCCGAGGAAUACCAGGGCGGUGAAUUCGACCCUCGAGCCGUCGACGUGUGGGCCUGUGGUGUCAUUUACAUGGCCAUGCGAACCGGCCGUCAUCUAUGGAGGGUGGCGCGAAAAGAAGAAGAUGAAUUCUACGAGCGCUAUCUGGAAGGACGGAGAGACGAAGAUGGUUAUGCUCCAAUUGAGACGUUGCACAGGGCACGCUGCCGAAAUGUCAUCUAUUCGAUUUUAGAUCCCAACCCAGGUCGCCGUAUCACGGCCUCUCAAGUCCUCAAAUCCGAAUGGGGCAGAGACAUCAAAGUAUGCAAGGCCGGCGAGGAAGGUUACUGAUCUACCUCGUCGUCGUCAAGACAUACUCGCCAAUACUCACGGCACGUUUUUGCGGAUGGAUUGACGGAGGAAAGUUCCUCACUCGUGUUGUCAUUUUUUGUUUUCCAGCAUACACACGAGUAUGAUGACCCCGUUGACGAAGUGACGACAACCUCGAAUCAAAUUGAUUUUUUUAAAAAGAGCACUUGCAAUUUUUCAUUUCCUUUCUUCUCCACGGAGGUUCAAGAUGACGAUUUUUCUUGUUCUGCCUUUCGCCUCCCCCAGAUGGCAAACAACUGUAUCUCACGCAAAAAGAAAGCGAGCAUAUCUAGAGUGGAAAGCGAUUGAUGAAUUGAAAACGCAUCGGAAGUACUUUUUGGGGGGGGGGUUCCCCUUCUAUACGCCCAAUUUUUUCUUUCUAUCUCCGUGUUUGUGUGUUUGAAAGUUGAAGAGAACGCAGCGAUGUUUUUGGUUUUUGGUCUUCGUCUUCUCUCGUUUUUGAUGAUCCUGCCUGUACCUAAACCUUCUUUCUUUUCACCCUACCUAGGUAUUUUGUCCGUUUCCCCCUUUUUAGAAAAGGGGAACUCAGGAAAACUACAGAUACAAUUCUUGCAUUUCAAAAAUGAUGAUACGUCACGUGUGUA
Exophiala oligosperma is the source of this 2936-nucleotide messenger RNA. RefSeq lists its product as uncharacterized. Gene Ontology annotation, molecular function: protein serine/threonine kinase activity; ATP binding. The transcript is spliced from 2 exons. Lineage: Eukaryota; Fungi; Ascomycota; Eurotiomycetes; Chaetothyriales; Herpotrichiellaceae. Gene Ontology annotation, biological process: intracellular signal transduction; protein phosphorylation; intracellular monoatomic cation homeostasis. The coding region runs from base 751 to 2313 and encodes 520 amino acids. The record is from RefSeq and is a predicted model, not a curated record.